Molecule: messenger RNA, 399 nt
Organism: Striga asiatica
Lineage: Eukaryota; Viridiplantae; Streptophyta; Magnoliopsida; Lamiales; Orobanchaceae
Source: the annotation of a GenBank genome assembly
AUGUUCACUACUGGGAGUACCUCAAGUAAGGACAAAGGAAAAAGAGAAAGCAGAGAUAAGCUUGAUAAUUAUCCUCCAAUAGCUCCAAGAAGAACAUCUCAGAUUGAAAGACUCAGUCUUAAUGUUGAAGCAUAUAUGUUUAUGGAGUGGAAAGAGCAAACAGCUGAAAAAAAUAUGGACACCAAAAAUUGCUGUAGCGGAUGUGCUGGAAUUGACCAGAAUUACUCUUGCUUGAACCAUGUCAAAAAGUCAACAGUUUAUCCCGUUGCCAAUGUUAAGCCUGAGACCACUGCGAAAAACGAGGUCAAACCCAACACCGUUACUGGAGUUAAGCACGCCGUUAAAAAGGAAGAGCCUGUGAAGGUGAAUGUGGCUGCUAAUAACAAGUUUUAUAAUUAG